This is a messenger RNA of Cuscuta europaea, 2026 nucleotides long. NCBI's taxonomy places the organism in Eukaryota, Viridiplantae, Streptophyta, Magnoliopsida, Solanales, Convolvulaceae. The record is from the annotation of a GenBank genome assembly.
UCGUCUUGUUUCGCGGCUUUUUGUGCAGCGGCAGUAGGGGAACAGAGCAGAGGGGUGGCGUCUCUGACAAUAUAUUCUCUCUGCACCAAACGGAGCAAACCAAACCCCUCUCUCUCUGCUCUACUCACUCUCUCUCUCUCCGUUCUCGCUCUAUUCAAUUCUAACCCAACCCAUUCGUAGAAUACAAGUUCAAACAGGCAAUUUACCAAAAAAGAACUAAAAAACAAAAAACAAGAAAGAAGCUCACAUGUGUUUAGCCCGUUUCCGGAAACCCAACCCGUUUUUCCUUCUAUUCUAGGGUUUUUAUCUGAUCUGGGUUCCUUUUCGCCGUCUUUCACUUCGGGUUCUUGCCUUUUGCUGCUGAAAUGUGAGAUCUUGAAGACUGUGGAAGCCAAUUGAAAUUCGUCGUACAGUGAAAUUGGAGUUUUUGUUGAACACUAGACUGGUUUUUGCUAGUUUUAGUUUUGUUGAAAAGAUCACAAACUGAGGAGUAGUUGAGUUGAGAUCACUUGAGGCAAUCAUCACUCUGUGAUGGAUUUCUUAAAAUUAAAGAAGUUCUGUAAAGCCUACAAACAGAAUCCAGAAAUUGGGACAGAGGAUAAACUCAUGCCUAGACCUGAAGAGAUCAAGAAUUCGGAUGGUCAGAGAUUGGGCAAUCCGAACCAGGUUAAUUCAAACAAUGUUGAAACAGAGGAUGAUGAUGAUGAUUUUAUCACCAAUGAAGUUAAGAGGAGGUUGAAGGAACUAAGGAGAAACAGCUUCAUGGUUCUGAUUCCGGAAGAAGAGACGUCCCCUGAAGAUGGGGAGGAAGAUGAGGAGGAGCAAGAAGAGGGGGAUAACAGCCUUAAUCAAUGGAGGGACGUUGAAGCUGAAGGAAGACAGUUUUGGUCGGGAUUUGAUGCUGUGUAUAACAAAUACUGCGAACGGAUGCUGUUUUAUGAUCAAUUGCGUGAUCAGCAGCUGCGUGAAUUUGGCUCUCAUGUUCCUUCAAAGCCAUCUCCAAUGCGUGCAUCUAAAAGGCUUGCAUCACCAUUUCGGUGUCUUUCCUUGAAGAACAUAGACGAACCAGAAGACGAAACUGAGCACCUUCACAAGCCAGGGUUUGACCCUUACCAUGAUCUUGAAACAGCUUAUGUGGCUCAGUUAUGUUUGACUUGGGAGAUACUUCAUUGCCAGUACACACAGUUGAGCCAGAAAAUAGCCCACCAACCUGAAAGUUCCACAUCUUACAAUCAUAGUGCCCAGCAGUUUCAACAAUUCCUUGUUUUGUUGCAGAGGUUUAUUGAAAACGAACCGUUUGAGCAUGGCUUGAGGCCAGAGAUUUAUGCACGUAGCAGGAGGUCAUUUAGUAAGCUACUUCAGGUGCCUAAAGUUGAAGGGUGUGAUCUGAAAAAGUCCGAAGAAGAUGAGAUUCUUGUUCUAGCCCCUGACCUAAUUAAAAUAAUUGAAAGUUCAAUUAUUACAUACCGGAAGUUCCUGAAAUUGGAUAACAAAAAAACAGGCGGUGUUCGAUAUAGAAGCCAUAAUGAGAUGGCUAUGCCCCUUCAACAGAUACAAUUCUCUCUAGAGAAAAAAGCCAUCAAACUGAAGGAUUCACGUAAGAGAAGUAAGAAACGGAAACAGCAAAUGUGGCCUUCAACGGCAGCUGAUGUUGACUUGUUGCUUGGCCUAAUUGAUGUCAAAGUCAUGGCUAGGGUUUUGAGGAUGGAAAAAAUCACAAAGGAACACUUAUUCUGGUGUGAAGAGAAGAUGAAAAAGUUAGAUGUGUCUGAUGGGAAGUUCCACAGGGAUCCCACAAUCCUCCUAUUUCCAUGUUGAAUUUCGAAGACGGGAUUUUGCUCUUUUUUGUUGGCUCAGCUCUUUUGGGGUAGAAUAGUAUCAAUCUUGAGUUGAUGUACAUGUAUUAGCAUGAAUUAUAGAUUUGUCCAACAUUAACUUUAUUGGGUCUUUAAUGGGCAUCUCUGUCUGCUUCAGCCUAUAAUCUUUUAUCAACAGAUUAAAAAGAAGCUAUCUUUUGAAAACCCCA